This is a messenger RNA of Pocillopora meandrina, 40573 nucleotides long. The record is from the annotation of a GenBank genome assembly. Lineage: Eukaryota; Metazoa; Cnidaria; Anthozoa; Scleractinia; Pocilloporidae.
AUGGAUGAAACUUUCUACGUUCAAGAAAUCAAAAAUCUUAUUAGUACUUACAAAGAAUCUUGGCCAAGAUCAUGGCUAGAUGUUUGUGUCAAGACUGAAGAAUAUCUCCAGUGAGUGAAUCACACACAUAGCUUUCUUGAUUUCCACUCAUUCACUUUUAAUCUAUUGUGAGAGUGGCAAAGUGUUUUUACGUGACGCGUGAUUAAGUCCGGAAUUAUUAUGUCACGCGUCAAUUUUACCGAGAGGCAUGCGUGAUUCGUGAAUUUAGCACAAGCACGAAGCGUGAGUUCCCUCCUUUGGAGUACUUAUUGGUUAAGUAACUCCUUUCAUUGCUCUAACUUAACUUUCAAUGAUUAGGAUAGUAUAUUGACCAUAAAGUAAUUGUGAUUAGUCAUUUUACUUUUUACUCAGGAACGUAGACUUACAAUACGAUUGAGUGGAAAGUAAUGUCCUUAAGUAACAACGUUAUGUAACGCAAUACAGUACACCUCUUGAAGCCAAAGUGACCCGUGAAUAUUUUCAUUGCAUUUCGUGAAAACCUCAAGAUUUACCUGAAACUUUGCAUACGAGAAGGUGUGAAGGUUCCCUUCUAAAUUUGUGACAUCUGAAUCCUAAAGUUCGCGCGUGAAACGGGAUCAGGACUCUGUUUUGCUAUUCUCUAUUGCUUUGGGAGUUUGUUUGUGGUCCAAACUGAGAAGAUGUCAAGAAUUCCACAUAACCCAAAUUUUAUUUUGCAUCCCUGAUACAAUUAUUUAAUAAAAGAAAAAAUGGUGAAAACAGUACACAAUGUAGUUUACCUUAAGGGGUCAUGCUUUGUGUUGGUAUAAAAUGUGGUUUAAUGAAAUUGUUUCUUAGAGAAGAUAAUCGUUCUUCCUGAUUUAGGGAACCCACGUUUAAGCAGAAACUGGCAAUCCUAGAUGUGGUGUCAAAACUGGUUUUUGUACAAACACAUAAAGGUGACUUAUCAUCCGAAACCCAAGAACUGCUAAAACCACUCACAAGUAUAUGGUGUGGGAUUUAUUUUUGCUCCCUCAAGAAUCUCAAACUUUGUCAGAAAGUAAAAAAGGUAAAACCAGCAUAUUCGUCUUUUUACAUUUAUUACUUGAUAGUAUCAAUGAUAUUGUAAAAUGUAUUUAAUUUAAAGUGUAUUUGUGGUGUUUCUGUCACCUGCAUGGCCCCUCAAAUGCUUGUGUUGAAAUACAGUUUGAAAAAUCCAUGUAGUAAAAUGCUUAUUCAUUUGGUUAGGUUACUUCAGAUUGGAAAGUAUGUAGCUCUUGCCUAAAAUACACUGUGGCUGUGCGCUAAAUAAUUUUUUAUGUUGUAACUGAGUGGGAGGUCUGGAUGGGAAAAUGUUUCACUCAAAGGUCAUUGGGCAUGGACCCUGUUGUACUCAAUCCAUAUGUGAUGACCAAGAUAAGUCAGUCAAUUAGUAGUUAUCAUGUGGAUAUGGCUCUUUCUUUUCUUCCUUUUCUUCUUUCAGCCCACAUUCUAGGGUUUCUUGUUGCUUUUUCCCAUCCUGCUCAUACCAUCAUGGAUGAACCCCAUACAGUGGAUUUUGGUUUCCAGUCAUGUCAUACCCACAGAAAUUUUGUACUCAGUCAAUUCAUGUUGAAAUUCAGACAGUCUGUACCCAACUUGUGUUGCUUCAGACUGAAGCUGAUGGCUGUUUCUUACCUUUUCCAACAUUCAGUGACGAUAAAAAAGAGUCAAGCGAGUAAGAUGCAAUUAAAGUUCUGCUGUGUAUUCAGUUGUUUCUGACUAUACUUUCAACAGACUUAACAUGGAAAGCAUGACAAAACUGACAGAGUAUGAUAAGUCCUAGCUUGUUACAAAUCCACUGAGUAUAAAACAGGUGUGAGUAGGAAAUGACUGGUAACCAGGAUUUUUGUCCAAUGUUUUUCAAUAACUGUAUGGACGGAGCCUUAUGUCUCAUAUGAUAAAUAUGCGUAUUGACUGAGUUGUAGGCCUGGAUGCAGAAGUAUUUGGCUUGAGGUCAUGAAGUUUGGACUGAGGGAAGCGAGAGUAGUGGGGUCCAUGUGUCAUGACUGAGAGCCAUAUAUUUUCUUGUCCAGCACAAAUUAACUCUGUCAAUCAGUGUUCUAUAAUAAGACCACUGUGUCUUAAAAAUUGUGUUAUUAUAUUUGAACUGAAACAGGUUGUGACCAUUUUACAAUAAAAACAUUUACUUCAUUGUUGUAAAAAAAAGAUGAAACUCUCAAUUAAUUGAGAAUGUAAAAUAUAUCCUUAUUUCCAAUUUAGUUUAAUGCGACAUUUACAAUAAGAAUUCACAUUCACGGAAAAUGAAACUGAGAGGUGCAAGUGAGGGGCUGGACUGCUUUUUCUGGACUGGCUCACAUCAAUGUGUCUGCCUCUACACACUUUAGCUGUAAUUAUGGUUUUCUAAACAUUCGCACAGGUGGUUAGGGCACAUGACAAUGUCAUAUAUUUACAAAACUUUAACGAUGUCAUAGUACAUUACUAAAAAAAUUAUAAUUUCCCUUCCAGACAUUUGAAAUCCUUUGUGAGUUCAAGCACCAUCAUGCAAAAUGUGAGAUCAAAAGAAAUAUCCAGGAGCUUUUAUUGUCUACUAGCAAAAUUGUUUAUCAAAUUGAAGUUGGUAAGAUACAUUUUGUUUGUCUAUGGAUAACAGAUGUGAAUACAUAGUAAUUGACUAUACCAUCAUGUACUUGUACUGUAUAUAAAGUUGUGUUUGAUAGUUCUUAUUUCAAGCAUAUUGUUGUAAUGGAUGUAUGUGGGGAAGGUUUGCGUAUAGGUGAGUUGCUGUAGUCUGCUGGACCUGAGACAGUGUUGGGCUGGCUUGCUGUUCUUUUAGGUCUUUUGUUUAUCCUAUUUAAAUUCUUCAUGAUAGUUUUUCUCAUUACAAUUUCCUUAUGGUGUUUUUGUUACUGGGUCCCUUAGCUUUUAAAGUUAAAAUGUACUGUGUGUAAGGUUAAUACUUACUGUAUGUUUAACUAUAGAUAUUUCAAGCUACAGAAUUGCUCAGCAAUAUAUACAGUUCAUGGUGGAUGCUAUAUUUCUAAAUUAUGGAUGUUUUUUCUUAUACAAUGCAAAACAGUUUGUCAGCUCAUUGAUGCCUCUGCCUUUGGAAGGGAGUGUGUCGAAGAGCUCUUUGAAAACAUUCUUACAACCAUUUCACAAUGCUUAGAUUCCUUUUGUCAACAGGUAAUAAAGAAUGGACUAGUUACUGAGGCACUUGUAGCUUUUUGUAGUGGUAAUGAAUUUUAAGUAAGGCACUGUUUUGUAAAUAAGUGAUGUUUAAUCCUUUCACUCACACAUCUGUCCAUACCCUUACCAAACCUGGUAAUUUUCGAAAUUUUCGAAAAUUUCACCCACAUGCCAUGGUGCUGUCCUCAAGUUUUCCCUGCUUUGCUGAACUUCUUGAAUCUCUAUACAUAACCAAUUUGCUCUGGUGGUGCUUCACUUUCUCAAUCAACAUCCCAUUAACCAUUACAUAAUUACUAAUGUUUGGAACUUCACACCCUGCAUUCCUUGAAAUAAUAUUGUAGUUUGUUCAUUUGAAUGUCAUUUAGCAAGGAUUCUGUCAUGUUUCUCUUCCUAGUUGGCAGAAGAUAGAUAAACAUUCCAGCCCACUUACUUCUGAUCAACCCCAACCCUGGUCUUUUCCUGUAGAGAUUUAGAUUGCCAAUCAUUAUUACAAACUGUUUGUCAAGAUGCCCUUGCAUACAACCAGCAAAGUUCAUCCCUCAUGAUUAGAAAAUAAGUAGUCUUACCAGUAUAAAGUGAAGCACUAAAAGUUGUCUAUUUGCCAUCACCUAUUACCAAGCUCUCCACCUUCAUGUUCUUUGUGCCUCAAGAACACAAGCUGUGUAGGUUGCUCUGCAGCAACCCACAUGGUAUAUCCCAUCCUCUGCUCAUUUGAUAUGAUGCACCUUAGAUUAUCUUAUUGGUUUCUGGUUAAUAAAGAAUACAUGUAGUUUCAGAAACUAAAGAAUAAAAUGACAAUCACUUUUAAUUAUUAAUUUUAUGUUACUUGACAGAAUUGUGUAAAAAAACAAUCCAUCAAUGUGGAAUUGUCAGCUACCUGUAACUCAGGUAUGACAUGUCAAAUCAUUGUUAAGGUGAGUAGCAAUUGAGGGGAUACUUAUCUCUUCAAGUAGACAUUCUACUAAUUGAUUGUAACCAUAAUAUUGAGUAAGGUUGAGAGUGAUAAGAAGAAUUAUCUAGAUCAAGACUUGUGUAAUCUGCCAAAGAUGCAGGCUAAAGUGGAUAACACAAAUUACAUCUAUUGCCCUUGUUUCAGUUCUUACUUUCAUGUAUACAUCUAUCUUCUGGUUUCUACACAUUUCUCUCAAUCCUGCUAAAAACAUGGGUUUCCAUUUCACCGAAAAGGGAAGUUGAGAAAAAAGUUAUGUUUCCUGAAAAACUAAGCAUAGUUGGGAUUUCUCUGUAAGAAUUUUUAUUUCAGUUGAUAUUUAUUUGUGGAACCAUGUCAGUGUGUGAUGUUUGAAAAUGAUGCCAGCAAAAAUUAAGUUGCUUUCCUCUAAUUAAAGUCAGUCAGAAAUUGAGCUUGUGAGACUAAAGUUUAUGUACUAUGUGUGUGUUUAUUGGUGUUAUAGGCUGUUUUGAAGAUGUUCCAAUACUUCCCAAUUAAAACUGGUUCCCUGCUUCAUAGUUACAAGGCUACAUCAAGUGAAGGUAAACAGAACUACAGUAUUGUGUAAAAGUUAUGCAAACUUUUGUAGCACAAAAGGGUCGAAUACGUUACCAUUUACCAAACACAACUCAAUUAAUUUACCAAAACACAAAUCAAUUCACCCAAACAAAAAUCAAUUUACCAAAACUCAACUUAAUUUCUCAAAACAAAAACAAUUUUCCCAAAUAUGAUUCAUAUUCCCAGAAACAAACCAAUUUUGCACAGCACAAACACAAAUCAAAUGACUGGGUGCCAGCACCAUGAAUAUCAGAGAGAGUCUGAAUUUUCCACAGCUAAUGUGUUGGUUCCUUGGUGUUUUUGUCACAGGCUGUGGUGUGUGAUAGGAGGUGAUAUUACAAUUCAAUAUCUGGCCAAUCCUCCUCUGAUCAUAUCCAUGGGUUUCAAUAUGUUUCAGGGUUUUCUCUCUCAAGAAAAAUGUGAAUGUUAUUUUCUGCUUGUCUGAGGCAAUAAAUAAGAAUGAGAGGUAAUUCUUAAGGACACAAUAGAUCUUGCAGCUGUCCUUCAUGAAAAAUAAUGCUACUGCAUGAUGUGGAGUGGUGUUGUCAUGGGAGCUCCAGGAGUGAUAGGAGACAGGAGAUAUGUUUCUUGGAAAACUAUGUUCUCUUUAGAAUCUUUCUCCAUUUACAUUCUAGGUUUUUAUAACAGCAAAGAUCAUAUGGUGCAACUAAAAUGCGUGAUUGAAAUUCAAGAACCAAAUCUCUUGAUAUGUUUUACAAGGCUUGUCACACAUUGGGAGACUGCAGAAUUUAGAUUGACAAAAUGUUUAUGUAAACAACUCUCCCUCAUUUCUAUAUUUUAUUAAAAUUUUUCUUGAAAACAUUGUAGGCAAAUUAAAUAUUGUGCAGAUAAGUGUCUUAGUGUUUGUGUUUUAGUUUGGUAGAAAAUAAACCUAUACUUAAUUAGCAUCUGCUAUCUGUGGGUUUAAGGAAUAUUUUGUUUGUUGAAUAUGAGAAAAUAAGGUGUGAAAGUGGGUGAAAGUGUUUUGUUUAAUUGGUUUGUGUUCUUGGAAAAACGGUUUUUGAGGAAUUAAUUUGUGUUUCAAUAAAUUGAUUUGUGUUUUGGUCAACUGAUUUGUGUUUUGCUAAUUAUUUUUUUGAUUUGUGUUUGGUAAAUUGAUUUGUAUUGGACCCUGUAAGGCCCAUAUAGAAACACCUGUGAAGGAAUUCCAAAAAGUGUCCUAGCUUUUCAAGAAAGUUUGCACAAAGGAAAAUUUUCACAAACUCUCCUUAAUUUUCUACUGCUAUCGGCACUUUAUAAUUCAUGCAAACACAGUAUUUGUGAAGCUAAACUACUCUACAACAAAAGACAUGGAGUUUCCCACUUUGAUCGAGUCUCCAAGUGAAUUGCAACCUCAACAAUCUUGUUAUUUUUUUAUCAUCUCAAUGCAUUUCUUGAUCCAACCAUUUUCUCUCUACAUUUAACUGCAUUCAUGCUAACAAUUUCAAACUAAACAAGAAACUGCUCCUUCUUAAGCAAGGCCUUCAUUGAGCUCCUGCUUAAGCAAGGCCUCCAUUGAGCUAGAAUAUUUAUGAGAACCAUGGCAGCUGAGAUUGGCUGAUACCUGAGAUGUAAAUGAAAUUUGUGCUUUUUGUUUGCAUUACUUUUGAACAAUACCGUAUAGUUAACAAAAAACUCAGAGAGCUAUGCACAACCCACAGAAAUCAUCAGCAGUUCAUUUUACUUGUUUUCUGUCAGCUGUAAUGUAGCAUUAUUACAAUGAUUAUGAUAAUAAAAAGUAUGUAAUUAUACUUAAGUAGAGUUUGUUUUGUCAGGAUUAAAUGUGCACACAUGAAUAUUAUCAUGAAGAGCUGUAUCUUCUUUAGGGGCCAUAAACAUUUGCAUGUAUGUGUUCUUUUUGUACUGUGGUGAAAUAUACAUGUAUCUACCAUGCCACAUUGAGGUUGUAAACAUGAUUGUUUUUACCCAUGAUUACUUUUGAAAAUUCAAAAUGAUUUUAAUGUAAGUUAUUGUGAUUUUGUCACAAUUGAUUGCUGAUGGAAGUUUAAAAAUGUAUUGUUAUGAUGUCAGAAUCUGAAGAAUUACUUUACAUGCACUGUGCUUGUACAGGUUAUGGACAGUUAUAUGUUAUUAGUACUCUCAUUUCAUUACAUUAUUUAUUGCAGAGAAAUCUCUCAUGGAAGUUAUCAUCAGCAGCCUGUGGAUGAUAUUAUUUUGUGAGGUACAUGUACUUGCAUCCUAAUAAGGAUGAAUGUACAGUUGUAUGAGCUAGUCCUAAUACAUAUGUAGUAAUUUAUUGAGUAGUUUAUAAUUGUUUAGGAAUGUACAAAUUUGGUUAACUUUCUGAAUUUCUUAGCUCCUAACUCUCUGUGGUGGGUUGUGAAACUGGAAUGACGUGGCGUUUUGUCUGGGCUAGGUGACUUGUCAGAUACUUUUUGUAAAUUUCAAGCAAAUAUGUUGAGCAUUGGGCUCAAUUUCCAGAUUGGGAAGUCAUGAUGUUAGCAGUCUGACCCUCUAUCCCAGAAGGAUUCCCAACUGCACGUUCACAAGUAACAAUAUAUACUAUGAAAAAUUUUCAAAUACUUGUGAAAUUAUUAAGGUCACAAAAAUUAAAGAACAUAAUUACCAACUAAUGAAGCUGUUAAUUGUUCAACACAUUCUUCUAGUUAGCACCUUAAGGAAUGUUUAGAGAACAGUAGGGAGAAUAUGCAUACAGAAGUUAAGGUGUAACAGGUUAAGCAAUUGGACAGUUUUAACUGGUGACACAAUUUUAAUGAAUUUCAUCAUUUUUACCCUUUUAGCUUUGUUAACUUUUCUUUCUAGUUGGACAAUUUUAAGUAGUUGGACCUCAUUAGCUCAUUUCUGCCUAUUGCACCAUUGUAUGUGGUUAGACCAUUUUAACCAAUUGGGACAUUUUACCCAGUAGGAUCAUUUUAUCUAUGAAGAUCAUUGUAAGGGGUUAGACUAUUUUAGGCCAUUUUUACCAACUGCAUCACUGGACCAGUUGGCCAGUUGGACCGUUUUCCUAGGUUGAGCAUUUUUUACCAGUUGGACCCUUUAAACUAGUUAAAUAAUUUUAUUAGGUUGAAAAAUUUUAAUCAGUCAACCCAUUUUCUUUACUUGGAUCACUUUCACCAGUUGGACCAUUUUUCUAGUUUGACCAUUUUAACCAGCUGGAUCAAUUUUUACUGGUGAGACUAUUAUAAGCAGUUAGACCAUUCAUUUGACCAGCUGGAACUAGUUGGGCCAUUUCUCCCAUUUAGAUUGGACCAUUUUAAUCAGUAGGACCAUUUUAUCUAGUAAAAUCUUUGAAACUAGUUUGACCAUUUUAUCUAGUGUAACCAUUUUUUGCAAUUGAACUAUUUUAUCUAGCAGUUUGACCAUUCCUUCUAGGUAGACCAUGUCUUUAAGUUGGACCGUUUUCUCUAGCUGGACCGUUUGGAGCAGUUAGACCAUUCUAUCUAAUAAGAUAAUUUUAAGCAAUGGACCAUUUUAACCAGUUGUCCCAUUUUGUCUGGCUAGGCCAUUUCUACCAGUUGUACAAUUUUCUCUAGGUAUACCAUUUUAACCAAAUGCAUCAUUUUAACCAGUUGAACCAUUUUAUCUAGUUAGACCAUUUUAACCAAUUGGACCAUUAAGCAAAAUUUUCCCUUUUAACCUUUUAAAAUCCUUUUAAACAUCUAACCUUUUUUACUGGUUGGAUCAUUUUAAGUAAUUAGACCAUUUAGUUAGAUCAGUAGGACCUAGUAAGACCACCUCUGCUAGUUGACCAUUUUACCAGGUGGACCAUUUUAACCAAUUAGACUAUUUUAACCGUUUGGACCAUUUUAUCUAGCCAGACUAUUUCUGCCAAUUGGGACAUUUUAUCUACCAGUAAGACCAUGUUAACAAACUUUACCCUUUGAACCUUUUAAUCCCUUUUAAUCAUAUUAACUUAAGUAGUUGGGCCAUUUAGUUAGACCAGUUUGAGCUACUUAGAACAUUUCUGCUGCGAAUUGGACCAUUUCAUCUAGAGAGACCAGCUAAACCAAUUGGACCAUUUCAUCUAGUUAGACAAUUUUAAGCAGUUUUUAACCUUUUUAACCACUUUAAUCAUUUUAACCUCUUGGACCAUUUUAUAUAGUUACACCCAUUUAAACAAUUUACCCCUUUUCAACCUUUUUACUGGCCGGACCAUUUUCACCAAACUUUUUUAACUGUUUGAAUCUUUUUACUUUUUGGACCAUUUUAUCUGUAUUUUCACUUAUUUGAAAAACGGAUAUGGCAAAAUAUGUUUGGUUAAGGUCUCCUGGAGAUAAAAUCGAGUUUUUAUUUGCUUUCCCCUGUAAAUUAAAAAAGUUAGUGCUGAAACACCAGAUGCGAGGGCCCUACACUCAAGCUAGCAAAAUAUCAUUUGCAUCCAUUUUUUUGGUCUCGUAGUACCAUGGGAACGGGUGAGAGAGCGCAUUACACAGUUUAUUUCUGAUUAAAAUUGAUCAGACAACAGUGACAACAGACCACAAAGUACCUGUGGAAGGGUCUGGUCCAUUAUAUAUAUAUAUAUAUUUUUUUUAAAAGAAUGUAGGAGAGACUAGUGUAUUUCUUGAAAGUUUACUCUAACUCCAUGGAAGGAACAAGAACAAACAAGAGAGCCCUUUAAGUGAGACAUCAGUGGAAAAAAGGAUUGCAAAAGGAAAUGAUUUCCAUUGCUAGAAGUAGUACUGGUAGUACCAGUAGUUUUAAACACAGAAUUAAAGUGGCCAUGAGCCAUUGUUCUCAGGACAUCAGUUCUGACAUAUUAUCUGUGCAUCCUAGUUUUGUUGUUAAGCAAACCUCUUUUAAACAUCCAACUAUAUUUAUGAUUUAUGAUGUUUUGGUUUCUUUUUUGAAAUCCUUCUUUGCACCACUCAGAUUUUCCUCUAAUGAACAACAACUUGCAGUUAUAGUCAGCUUGAUUUACAGUGAGUUCUUCUGGGGGUGUGACUCCUUUAUUAAAAGCACUUUUCUGUCACCGGCAGUACUUAUAAGAUAUGACUGCUUUGUUGAAUAAUUACUUAAACUGGUUAAUGCGAUAAAUCACAUUAAGGACCUUUUUUUAACUGAAAAAUUAAGUUUAUCAUAUGAGGGUAAUAUACUGUAAAAAGUUUUUGAAUACGGUACUAUGCAUGUAGUUCAUUAUGCAAUGAUAUUGGUAGAUUGCAGAAACAGAAGUAGUUUGAUAAAAUAAAUACUGAUAUGUAAAUGUACUGUAAAGUAUAGGGCUACUUGAUGAAAGAGAUGAACGCUUUUUCUUGUCUGACAGGCAAAUUGAGAUUAAAGCACUAACCACAGGCUUCACAAGGCAAUUGACAAGAAAGAAAACUAUCCAAAUUUGUUGCUAAUUAAUAAAAAAGGGUUUGUGUGAUUACAGUCACAUUUACUAAAGUAAGAUGAUGUUAUUAAAAGUGGAAUUAAAGCAACUAGCCCUUCUCUAAAAAGACAAAUAGUUUUUGAUUUAUCAUGCAUAGAUCUGUCAUUACAGACUUGGAGUGUACACCAGAAUGCUACAUAACAUAACAAAAUAAUUUCCAUGUUCCUACUUAAAACAACACUGAAAAUAUUAUACAGUGUUGUGCCAGUUGGGGUAACCAUCUCAAAAUGAAUGAGAAGUGUUUGUUAAUGCAGUUCAUGUUUUAUGCAAGUCCAUAUUCUGCACUCACUGACCAUUUUCCAUGCUUUGAUUUAUUACAUUUUCAAGACCUUGCCGAAGGAAUGUACAUAUUUAUGUGGGACAGCAACUGGCCUAUUCUUAAGCAUAGCUGCUGAUCAGAAUAUCUGUACCAAACAAACUAUUUCACAGUUACUAAUUGCAUCAGGUAGGUACUCUGGUUGUGUAGGCAUAUGUUGAGUGAGGAGGCAGCAUGCAGUUUGUAUGCCAAUGAAACUUGAAUUGGAAAGCACUUGCAGGAACCUGUGUCUACAAGGUCCUGGGUUCUGGUAAAUUUCUUGAAUCCUGAAAAUUCAAGUAUGCUAAGCUUUCAGUCACAAGAAACAUACACCAUAUUGUGUUUGUUGGUAGACUUCUCAUAUUAUUAUAUGAAUCUUUUAUUUUGGCUGCUACAGUGGUGGAUUGAUUCAAUUUAAUUACUGCUACUAAUUUAUAAACAUUAGCAAAGAAAAGCUUAUUUAUAUUAUGUUUAAACUUGAUAUUUGUGGUAAAACAGUUAUCUGAAGCAGAUAGGAAUGAACUUUUUGCGUCUUAUCCUCCACAUCUGUAUGUAUUCUAAUAAAAUUUGAAUUAGAUUCCCAAUGAUUGGUAUGAAAUAUCUGAUGGCAUGAAAAAAUUCCAUCAGUAAACAACUGUCCAAACAUUUUUCUCAUCAAAGACUUGGUACGAGAAUAUUGUUUGGAAACAAUUUUUUUUACAUGAUGUGAUCAUAAUUCACCUGUAUUUGUUUUCUUAGCAUGUUAAGAUUUAAAGUAUUGAAAUAUUUAAUGCACCAGAGAACAGUUGCAAAUUUGAGGAGAGAGCCAAUACAUGUAUUGUACAGUGAUUAUGAAAUUUAGAAGAGCCAUAGGGAAUGGGAGGUUAUAGGCAAGUCCUUAUGUAUACUGUUGGGGCCAAUAUUAUUUUCCAGAACAAUACCAGGUCCAUCAUAGGUACAAUAUACAGCCUUUUAGGUAUGAUUAAGCUAAAUUAAUACUCUAAUUCUUAACAUUGUGGAAAAAAAAUUUUGUAGCCUCUUACAUGCAGAUAAUUAUAGGUAAGUUUUAUGUUACCUUGCUUCUUGGAAAGUCAAACUAGAGGCAUGACAAAGCUAUGAUACAGGGCAUGUCUGAAACUGUAUUAUUUAUACAAGUUGGUAGGAAAUUUAAGCAACACUAACCCCAACCCUGAACCCUGCCUGAACUGGAACCAAAUGAAAUGCUAAACAUCCAAUUGGAUUUCACAUAUGCUUUUUUGAAUAGGGGCAUCUCUUGCAAAGAACCAAGCUGUACACGACCUUCACUCAGUGGUGAUUGGAUGUUUAAAAGUGAAUCUACCAUUACCUGAAUACAGACCCAUCGUGCAGCUAGCCAUUGUAGUGGGAAUCAUUAAAUCACAAAGAGAACAGAUACUGCUUGAGGUGAUGCACUAGAUGGUUGCUAUUUUUUUGUCUAAAAGGAUAUUUGAAUUUUUUUCCUUUCUUUACACAAACUUCUUAUUUGAUAAACAAUUCUUGUUAAUAGUGAUGGUAAUCAUAAAUUUAAGGAAUAAACUACACUUUCGAUUGGUUUACCAACAUAAUAAAUCACCCAGGAUGUUGGGAGAACUUAUUGUGCUUCUGAUAUUGGGUUAUUUUCUCAAUUAUUCAAGUGCAAUCCCUUGUUUCUUAUUUGAGUGGUGAAAAUGUUUUCAAUCUAUCCUAAGCAAAGAUUUGAAUGCUUUUAUUUAUACUUAUAAUAUGGUGAAGAGGCAUAAUGGUGGAAUAACAAUGUAAAUGUAGCUGAGAGGAUGCUGGAGAAAAAGCAAUAUUUUGACAAUUUCAUCAACUUUAUUACUACUGCAGCUAGUGUAAGUUGGAGGGGUCAACUACGAACCGCAUUCUUCCACACUUUUUGGAAGCUUGGCUCAAACUUGAAGGAAAACUUAAAUAUCCGGUUUUCAGUUCAUUCACUGUAAUGUUACAGAAUGUGAUGAACAAUCUGAUAAUGGUGCAUUUUAAUCACAAAUACUUUACUGUUAUAGUAUAGUAUAGUUACAAAUUUGUUUUAAAUACAUUUUGUUGUAUACCACAAGAAGGUCUCAACAAAUUGAAAGUGAUGGCCAAUUUUGUUUCACCUGCAAUCUUCCAACACAUUGAAGAGUGUAUUAGUUAUGAAAAGAAAGUGGAAGGUUUACAGACUCUGUUUGUGAAGCCUGGAAAUGAAAUUUAUGCCCAUCAUAUCCUUGCCACAAGACACCAACAGCCUCAUAAAAGACUAGACAAAACCCCUAAGUUCUAAAGAUGCUCAGCCAGGAUAGUAACUUCCAAAAUGUAACACCUGCACAGUAUUACAAAGUCCCCUUCAAUCUGUCAGAGAUUAUUGGAGAAUAAUACACUUGAAUUAAAAACCAUGUUUGAUUAAGCUUAGACUCUAAAAUCAGCCGUGUGUAGUCCUGAAUCGUAAAAGGUUCCUUCUUCAUCUGUUAACCCAGCAAUUCCACAGACCAUUACUCAUGCUUUGGAACAAGAACCAAAUCCAAACACUUUGGCUGCAAUAGGGACUGAAGGCUCUACUUGCUACUUCUAUGGAAACAAUAAUGAUCCUUGCUUUAAGAGUCUAUCUCAUGAUACAAUUUGCUCAAAAUGUCAUGAGAGAGUUCACUUUGCAAGGGCUUCCUUUGGACAGACUGCCAGUAAAAAAAACUUGUCUGCUGUAAAGUCAUAAGGAACUAAUGAAAUUGAUGGAUUUCAAGUCAAAGCCUUGUUCGAAAAAAGGAGUUGUGAAAGUUUGAUACAUAUAAAUUUCGCAGACAAAGUUUCCCUGACAGUUUAUCCUUUAUCUGGUGUGGUAUCCAUGGCUACUCCUGCAUCCAGCACAGUUAAGGUCAAGGGAACAUGUUUGGGUAAUCUUUCCUAUCAAGGGCACAAGUACAGUGGUUUCAAGCUGUCUUUCCUGCCUGGCCUUUGUGCUUACCUCAUACUGGGUCUCAAUUUCCAGUCUUAGCACUUAAGCUUUGUGUUCCACCCCUGUCUUUCUGUGGUUUUAGGAAACUAAAUGUUGAACCUCCUGAGCCACUAGGAAACAUGUCAGCAGAUUGCUAUUUAAUUACCACCAAGUCUCAAUGAUACAGCCAAGAAGAUUCUGCCUUCAUUGAUGAGGAAGUGAAAAGGCUUUUUUGUGAAUGUAUAAUAGAACCAAGUUGCUCACCAUGGCGAGCUGUGGUAAAUAAGGAAGAAAAUCUCAAAAAGAAUUUCGCAAUUGAUUAUUUGUUGACCAUCAAUAGAUUUACUCUCCCUUGAUGCUUUUCCUUUGAUGAAGAUUAAUGAUAUGGUAAAUGAGAUCGCCCAGUACCAGGUGUUUAGCACCAUUGAUCUCCAAGGAGUUUAUCAUCAAGUGCCACUUAAGGGUGAAGACAUACCUUACACAGCCUUCAAAGCUCAGAACAACUUGUAUCAGUUCACUUGUGUGCCAUUUGGCAUCACUAAUGGUGUGGCUUGUUUCCAGAGAGAGAUGUUGAAGUUUGUUGAAGAGAAUGAUCCUGAGGCAGGUCAUAAACAGUAACAAUGUCAAUAGCUUCAUGCACAUGUAUAUACAUGUCUACAUACUGUAGUCAUCCUUCUUAACCACCCAUUUUGUUUUCCUUGUUACAUGAAAUUUCAUGUCAUUUCAUUUCAUUGAAUUCAUGACUCGAGCGUUUGACAUUUAAGGAUGUAAAUCAUUUUCAGCAAGACAUAGAACCUUUUGUGUUGAUUGUUUUCAGAUAGAAGAUCAAGAGGGUACUACUUUGAUAGAAGGUCUCCUAUUUCAGACAAUAUACAAGCUUUGCAAAGAGAGCAAAUGCUCACCUGUUCAUUAUGUUGCUUUUGAAGGUACAUAACUAAUAUUUCCAAAUGUAGUACAAGAUAGUUGUGAGUUAGCUUCUUUGAUGUAGCAUCUACAAUGUAGAUUAAUCAAUUUCCCUUAGACUGACUCUGAAUAUGACCUUGGUAUGAUAUUUGGUUGAAACAACUAAUUUGCUGAUGAAAAACUUCAAUAGUGGCAAAUGAAAAGAUUCAACAGAUUGCUUGACAUAGUAGUUUGGUAAAGUGCCUUCUGUCAACCCCCUCUUAAACUCUCUAACUGACUAAAAGCCAUUAAAAUUACUGGAAAUAUGUAAAUCGUUAACAGAAAGAAUAUUGUGACCAAGUGGAAAUGAAUAAUACAAACUUGAGGCUUAAACCUUACGGAUAACCUUAAUGUUUUCAAGUUGGUGGAGCAUGUUGUUGAUUUCAUUAUUGUCUUACUUCCUGGUUGUUUCAACUCUGUGGAAGGCAACUGUUUACGGCUUUUGUAAAAGUUUAAAUGGGUUUUUCCUUAACUCUUAUGUUACUUUUUUCUGAAGCUCUGAAAAUUCUGGUGUCUUUUGCAAAGCACAGCAGUUAUCUUUUUUCAUAGUGCAGGUUCCUUGCAAGGUAAAUCUACUGUAAAUAUCCUCUUAUAUUUUGGAAAUAUUUAUCUUUUUAAUUCCUUGCAGCCAUGAAGCAGUGGCUUGUUUCCAUUAAAGCUCUUUUAAAAAAGAAACAACUGUACAAAAGUGUCCACUGGAGGACAAAAUUGGAUUCAGACCAUACUUGUAAUCUCAUUGGUCUUAUCUGGGAGAACUUAGAAGAUUUUGUAAGUUGUAGCUUCCCAAAGUUAAGGUUAACCUGAGAGAAUCUUUAACAGCUUCUUAGAAUGCUGAGUUCUGACUUAAAGAAGUCUAUUGAAAACAUCAGAUCAUAUCUUUACUGUGACUACACCAUAUUUGAAAAGGUGCAUUCUUAAAAUGUUUUCCAUUCACAGUAGUGCAGAAAGCUAACAUUUUCAAUUUGUUCUCAUGAUUGAUUUCCUAAUUACGCAGUUGUAUUGGUCUGAAUUAUAGCUAGUAAUUCUGAAAAGUAAUUCCAGGCCUACCUUUUUGUUUCAUAUUUAAAUUUUAGAUAGAAGGUGUUCCAAGCUUGGCUGUGACAUUGUUUGAUCUAUUUCUCCAAUGGCACAAAGAUGAAGAAAUUGCAAGAAACUCACUGGAUGAGCAAGUAAUUAGGUCUUGACUGGGUGCAAUGAAAAGUAACACAAAAAGCUUACUCUUUGAGGAGUUUUGGAAGUAUUUAGUUUAAUUUCAGGAAUGUAAGCCUUUUAUAUUUGGCAAUUUCUUCUUUUCUGUACCCUUUAAAAAUCUAAAGCUAGCUCUCACUUAGUGGCACUGAUGUAAAAAUGAAUUGAACAAAUUUAAAUUGUUGAGUGUGCUAAAUUUUAAAAUCAUAGAAAUAAGUUGGAAUCAGGGAACUCUGUUUUUGGGAACUUCAGUGGUCUGAGUUUUUGAGACAUCCAGAGGUUAGAGUUUUGCUAGGGUCUAAUGUCUGAGUUAUCAAGGUCUGAGUUUUGGUGACACCUGUCUCAACUGUAUCUAAUGUUAACCCUAGGAUAAAAUAAAGUACAAAAAGUGUUGUAACAUUUUCAAUGAUAAAAUCAAAAUUAUGUUGUUUAUUUUUUUUCAGGUGUAUAGGUCACUAACACUAAAGGUUCUAGGACUUCCCUGGCAUGUGAAGGGAAGAUAUGGAUUGCUCUGCUCCCUUGUCCACCAUGUUGAGCUCCAGAAUGUAAGGUCAUCUAUGCGAACCCUAAAGUAUUGUGGGUGUAAUUUACUGACCACCAAACCAAAACUUUAAUGCUUUUGUGAACAAUUUCAUAGAAAUGAUAGUUAAAAUCUCAAAAAAAUAAAAUAAAAAAAUAAAUGUAUGGUUUUGAGUAAGUGAUUUCAAACUGAAGGUGAUGAAUAACCAAAAUAGAUAAUGCUGCAGGAGAAGUUUUGGCUGCAUGGGCAUCGUUUUCAUAUGUUCUUGCCUUUGAUAUUGUUACUAUCCAUGAUAACAUCACAAAAAGCAACUCUCUUUGACAAUAUUUAUACCAACUACUUUCCACACAGAUAUCAAACAACUGGCUUAAUAUGAAAGAAAUUCUAUUUGUUCUGACUACAUCCCCACAAGCAUACCUGGAUAUAAUUAUGGUAGCUUUAUUUAAAAAAAUUUGGACAUAAUUUUUUUGCUCAAAAAAUCAAAGGAAAUCAAUCAGCUUAGGAUGCCCUGGUUAUUCAGGAGUUCCUUUAAAUCAGUAAAACAUAAAAACUGUAUAUUAAGCAAUAGCUCGGCUCUGUUCCUUCUCCUUAAAAUACAGGAUGGUAUGAAAAAUCUUGGAGAAAAUUAAACCAAUGUUUGGAAAUUGCAAAAAGAUUGUGUUAUGACCAGAUAAGAAACUAAACAAAUCUAUGAGCAACAUGAGAGCUAAAUGGAGGUUGCUCAAUCUUAAUUGAGGACUUCCUCCUUUAAUUGUCACCAAUGUCCUCCUACUAGGGAAGGCUUACACCAAGCAAAAUGCCACUAUUAGCCAAAUUUCCAUGUAUUGUGUAUGUGCUAUGACCUUUUAAAUGUAUGUCAAUCAAAUCCACCUUUGGCUGCCUUGUACCGGUACCUUGUCCCAGCAUGUGUCUGUAAACAACUUACAUUUUGUAAAUUUUAUCACAUAUUCCAGGUGGAAGCCUACAUUGGCAACAGCUAAUGAAAGAGAGCACACUAUAAUAUGCCCAAGAAAGCCUAUGAAAUAUGACCCUUUUCUCUUUACUUGAUGUAUUUGCACUAAUUUGAAGAAUAGACAUGGCAAAAUUGGAGAUAAAUUGGAGUUUGAGUUUUGCUUUGAUCUACACUAACAUGUGUAGUAUGGCAAGAAGGGGUGUCCAAGUGCCCCACCCAACCUGCCUUUUUCAAAAAAUAGUCUUUGUAUGGGUAAGCAUUCCUAUGUAUUCUGCAGUGAUAUUGCUUACAGUGCACCACAUUAUACACUUUCAAGGUUUCUGUGAAGUUGUUCAGAACCCCUUUCUCCUGAUUGAAUGCCUGGCUACUUAUGUACAAACAACCUAACCAUUGAACUAAAAAUUUCCCAUUGCCUUUUUUGAUAGAACUGUUAUUUUAGUUUUGUAAAAUUGUUUGUGUGUUUACUUUGUCUCUAGAUUUUGGAGGCCCAUCCUGCCAUUUUGGAUGACCUGAUUCGCUGCUUGGGAUUCAAUCAGCUAACCUCUGCCUCCACCAGUGCUUUCAAGGCUUUUCUUGAAAAGGGGAGGUACAUGAUGCAAUUUCUAACAUUUUCAACAUAGUCAAAAGAUUAGAUAAUUUGUUUUUAUUGCUUGAGUUGAAAAUGUAAAUGGGUCACCAUAAAGAGUUUCUGAAGCUGAUAUUCAAAGAGUCAGCCUUCAUCAUUCACUCUGACAAAGGGCUGAUGUUUAAAAAAAAUUGUUUAAAAAUAAUGUUAGCCUCAGAAACUUUUAUGUUUGCCAAUUUACAUAAUCAACUCAAUUAACAAUUAAUCAAGCUAUCUUGUAAUACCCCCAAUGACGCAACACUACAGUUUCUCUUGAAAUGUGCGCCUUCAUUCAGAAAAUGAGAAUUCACAAGUAUAUGUAAGUACUUGGUAAAACAAGGCAUCAUUCAAAUUUCCACUGAAGAAAUGUUAAGAUUGGUCUUUAGACCUUUUGUUCCAAGAAAAAAUCUCAGACUUAUAUAGAACCCUGGAGGUUGAGAAAUAUGAAACUUCUUGAGCAAAAUGGUAGUCACUUUGUGAAGUGCUACAGUGUUUUAUAUCAUUAUGUUUAUAGUGGCAAAUCCUUGGAAAAGCCGGUGGCUUUUUACAUGGGACAGUUUCAUUGAUACAGUAUCAUGCUACUUAAUGACCAGUUGCUUAUAACGUUAAUUUCUACAGAAACAGUUCAGGGAGUGAGCAGCUUGCUCAAAAGGUAGAGUUUCUCUUCUCCAUAUGUUAUGCUUGUUGAGUGCAGCACACUAAAACUCUAAAGUAGCCUAGUGGGCAAGUGCAAAAAUUGUUUGGCAAGGAGGUCUUUUUUUCUUUGAGAAGAACCAAUUAUUAGAUAUCUGUUUCAUGAUUGAUAUCUGGAAAGAUAAUUGAGAUGGAUAGGUUAAGAGAUAGGGACAGCACAAGUAAUUCUGGACCCUGCGUUAGAAAUUCUUAUUUCUCAAUAUUGUGGCUGUCUGUUUUUUUUUUGCUUGCUUUUGCCUCAUGCUCAUGUGCAGCUUAAGCAUGUGUGACUUGGAUAAAAGAAAAUAGAAAGGCUUGCUGUAUUCAGAAUCUGGAUGUUGAUCUGAUGUUAGUGAAGUAAGAGCCUUCCAGCCCCAUUUUGAUAAGUUAUGUUGUUGCCUAUAACCUUUCAGCUACAAUUCUAAGCAGAAUGAGGAAAAGACAGUCCCUAGUGUCAAUAAAGAGUAAGAACAGUAAAUUUUCAACUGCUAUAAAUUUGCCUCCUAAAGAACUGAUUCACAAUUUGUUUAAUAAAGAUAAAAUCCAUUCAUGUGAUCAUUUGCAUAGAAGACUUUUUUGCUGCACCUUAAUUGAAAUUUGGUAAAAUUAUUGCAAAUAUAAACUCAAUCGUGUACAUUAUAUUGUGUCAGAAGCAUCCCAAAUUCUGAUUAGUUCCCUGACACUGCUUUAGUCCUUGCAUUGUUCAGUGUCAGUUUGGUGUAAUGGAGAUAUAACCAUUUUUGGUCUGUGGCAUCAUACUUCUUCUUCAGUUAUGUUCUCUGAUAUUUUCCAGGAUGUGUCUGUGUUCAUGCAAAAUUGGGAGAAAAAUUGGAAAGCAAAAUUGUUUUUUGCCUUGAAAAGUAAAAACAGGUUUGUUUAAGUAAGACUGACAUUCCAAUAAUAGUUUUAUUCCCUUUCUUCACUAUGUGUUAUAAAAGGUAAGUAAACUUUUAAAAUUGAUGGACUUGCCACAAUUAUUUUGGUCACAAUUAUUCGUGUUUGAUUGUAAGCAAGCACAAAGCUGGUGAGAAUGAAUUAACAUAUGAAUAAGCCUAGUCAUUGCACAUGUAGAAUUCAACUCAAUGGAUUGAAAUAUGACCCAUUCAGAGAAAUAAUUUUCAUAUGCGUGUUGUUGAAAGGUAUAUAGUAACAAUUAACAUAUGACUCUACUUUACUAAAAUACUUGAGCAGCUGUUGUCAUGUGUAUGUGUGCAAGAUUUAUUUGAUCAGCAGCGAUGUUUCAUUCAAAUGGCAUGUAUCACUCUGAUAUGUGUCUCCCUUUAGGUGUUUUCAUCAAUAUAAGCUGAGACUUUGUAUUCUUUACUGUGUCAACAGAUUGCUGCAGAAGAAUGCAUGCUUGUAUUGGCUGCCAUGUGUACUCAAGUUGUUUCCUGAAUAUGUAGCCUCACUGCUAAAGGAACUUAGAGAUGCAUGUCAUAAAGCUGAGAACAGGACGACAGUUUUCCUGGGUUUUCUUUCAGUGUUGAAAGUUGGUCGUUCAUUAGCUCUUUUACAAGUAGAGGACAUAGUGAGUGAUAGAAUGUUACAUCUAGAACAGUCCCUUUUACUGUUGGAGUAUAUUGAAUGUGAUGCAUGCUUUCAACUUUGGCAAACUUAAUCUCUAUUUCUAAGAGAGUUUUUUAUUUUCACUAUUUAUGUUCUUAUUUAUGAAUGUUCCACAUUUUUAUUAUUGCCUGGAAAAAUAAGUACAUUGUUGCCUCAGGGGUUCAUUGAUUUGAUUUCUUGUGUACAUGGUUUUUUUUCUUCACCAAUCCUCUUAACAAAUGAAUUGACAUGCUUACUUGGUUUUUAGUGAAGAACUUGUAUAAACAUUAUGAGAAUGACACAAAUUCCUGGUUGCUUUUUUUUUUUUUAAACAAGAUUGAUUUUUACCCUCUACAUCAAUACACUCUUGCCCAAGCCCAACAACACAGAUUGGCCACCAUUUGGCAGAUUUUCUCUCUGAAGCUUUUUAUAAGAAUUAUAACUGCUUUUGGAACAGAAUAAGACAAACAGGGCUUGAUGACAUUGUGAGCAAAAUACUUUUACCUGCACCGGUUACUUGCAAAAAUGAAUUUUUGGAUGAUUUGAGAUAUGCAAAGAGUGGACAAAGUCUCAUUUGAUGGCUCUAAAAUAGGUUUUAGUAAGAUUGGCCGUACUUGAUUUCCAAUUAGAGCCUGCUAUUGUAUCCCCAGUUUUUAGGGAAUAGGCUUUGAUUCUAGUGCAUCUCAAAGAUACUUCAAUGUUCUAGAGCUGUAACCAGCAACUUGGUCACAAUUAGCUUUUGACAUCAUCCACAUGUAACAUAGUGUCUUGGAAAUAAGAUAGCAGUGAUGGAAAGUUUUGUUCAUAUAUUUUCUUUCUCCAUUUUUAAACUUCCUUGACAUGCCUCAGUUAGCGCACUGUAUGGAAGGGACUUUCCUCCUUGCACACUAUUAACCUUGUCCCAUGUUGUAAGAAGUGAUCCGUUAAAAUUGGUAGAAUGAGUUAUUGAUUGACUGUUUUUGGUUUCGUCAGGAAGAGAAUUCUCUUAAUGAGGGUCUGAGUCACUUACAAAACGACGUUAAAGCUACUGCACUGUCCGUGAUCAGUUUCACACCAAAGACAGCAGGUACGUGUGAGAUACACCUCAAACAUAUCAGGCAAUGUAGUUUCUCUGAUAAUCCUUGAUCACAUUAGAUGCAGCUUAUACCAGAAACAACGUGAACAGUCAAGGAAUUCUUCUGCCGAACAGCUUUUUAUUGAUUGUUUUUCUUUUAUUGUAAAGUAGUGACACGUUUAUGGAAAGGUGUUAUUUGAUUAAUAUAAAGGUGUUAAAUAGACUCAAUUUCCACUGCUUUAUUAGGUGCGGACUUUAUCCCUUUAAGCCUUUGAUGUAGGAUCUCAGGCUGGUCGUAAUCAAACUAGACACCAGCCCACUGAAACAACUUACUUGAGUUGACUGCCUGUGGGUCAUGUAGAUGACCUUAUCAUUCUCUUACUGAGGCUGCUUGUUUCUCGUGGAUGGGAGAUAAAGGCUUAAAAUUGUCUUUGAGUGAUUAGUUAACAAUUACGGACGAAAAUGGGGGUGAAUAGUGGUGGAUAUUUGCCUGACCACUUUCACCAACACUGAGGUAAAUUAUUGGUUUAGUUCAUACCACACAGAAACUAAAUUUUUAUCUGUCAAUAUACGCAAAAUGGUCGGAAAUUUAAUUCUCAACGAGCAAUUUUGUAGAAGUGAAAUAGUACUUUCUGUUCACUUCUGAGCCAGCCAAUCAGCGCGUGAAAAGCACUAUUCACUUGUAUGGUAUAUUUUAUUCUUGUUGUGCGUGGACUUAUUUGAAAAGUUUUUCUUCUUACUACCCUCUUCCUAAGUCAGUUGUUGUUUGAUUUCACAUGUAGAGCCCCUUUCAACAAUGGAACAAAGGCUUCUAAAGGAUUUUCUUCCUAAUAAUUUGAAUAUAGCGUGUGCUCCAUUCAGGCAAACACUUUUCGUGUCUAUGAAGAAAGUACUUGGAAGAGUUAGGGAUAGUUGGUCAGUAUUGUUUUAUGAUUCAAAUUUUCAAAAAAUUUACCGUAAUUUGAAUUUUAGAGCAUAAGGUCAAUUGCUUAUGUUUAAUCCUGGUUAUUUGUGACUGCAGCUUGAUCUUGUUGAAGGACCAUCAUCAGGAAGACAUGGACUCUCUUCUACCUCAGACAGUUGAUGAAAUGUUAAGUAAGUGCUGGUGGCAUGUUACAUAUAACAACAAGUUUAUUGGAUUUUUCCUAGUUUUUUAUUUGAAACAAGAAAGCCAGAUAUUGAAGCCUCUGAUGUAAGAUUCAUCAUAUGUUUCAAAUUCAGUGGGAAUAAGGUCAGUAGUUUUCUUCAGUUUCGGUAUUCUAGGGGAAGUAAACUUUUUUUUUGAAUGAAGGGUGCGAUAUUUAUGUUUGAGAGUGUGGCAGAUUGUAACUGGGAAUUAUUGGAUGAGAUUGAGCAAGACCGCGUAAAAUACCAAUGUAGAGGUUCGUGUCAAUCAGAAUCUUGUUGGCUGAUCAGAACUGAUACAGUGAUACCAAUGUUUACUAGAUUAUGUAUAUCUUCUUCACUUAUGUUGUUAUACACCUUGUAUCUACCUCUACCAAGGGUAGCGUUUAUGAAAUAUCACUUCAAUGAAAUCGUUAACCAAUACUGAUUGUAUCUUAUACAUAAUGAUGCAUGUACAGUCAUGUUAUGAAAAUCGAAAUUUUUAUAAAAAUUUUUAUCCGAUUUGAAUCCACGUUUUGCUAUAGCUUCAUGAACAGUGUAUGUGAUCACAACAUCUGUUCUGUUCUGUUGCAGAGUUUGUAGAUUGGUUAUUUCAGCUUGCAAUGGGAUGCUUCUUUCCAGGAGCUUCGUACCAGAGACAGAAGACUGGUAAGCAGCUUGUUGUAUGUAAUUGUGGUGUAAUGAAGGCUCAACAAAAAUUUCUUGUGUUUUCCUUGGGAAAAUAGCAGUUUGGCACAUCCUGAAUAUUUCGGGAGGGAAGUAAGGGAAACUAUGGAUGAAGCCGCUGUUUUAAUUUUUUGUCGAUGUUUAAUUGUUAUUAAAGUAAUGUUAAGGAGCGCUCUCUCCCCCGAUCACACCUUCAAUAUUCGUACAUUUUUUUAGCGAGAAACAGUUAAAAAAACUUUAGGACUAACGCGUUUGUUUUUGUCGUAAUUCUGUCAGUUAUCCUCAUUUUGAUAUAUACACUUUUUAACACUUGAAGCAAUGCAACUUUUGGUGGCCAUUUUCGAUGUCUUCUCACUGAAAUUGCAGCCAGACAAGAAAAAGGGUCAAGUGCCAGGUACAUGUCUUUUUUCAAACAACUCUGAACAAAUCUUACACCUUACAUUUUAACUCCGAGCUACAGUACUCAUGUGUGCGUGAUCGUCAAGUAAGUACAUGAAUUGGUCAUCGAUAAUAACAGACUUAUUAAGCGAAUGGGUGCGCAUUACUUGUCACAUGACAAGGAUGGCGGGUCUUAUGCCGAUGUUAAAGGGUUUCCUGUUGAAAUAGUUCGUCUAGAAUUAUCGUGCAAAUUAGUUUUUUUUUCAUUGAAAAAGAUUCGAUUCAAAGAAUUGAGUUGCGAAACUGUACUGAUUGUACAUUUUAAGUACCAGUGUGCUGUAUAAUUGAAUAGAUACUGCAUUUUGCAUAUUUUCCUUCAGCUUCAUGUCACUUGCUUGUUUCCUUGGCCAAUCGUCAUGGAUACUUUCAGUUUUUCUCCAUCAGGUGAGAUCCAGAGGCCUUGCUUGCUCAUGAUGAAAUGUUUGAAAUUCUGAGUAAAUUUUUACAGAGGCACAAUUUCCAUUGUCAUCAUGUAGCAGCUUUCAUGAUCAUUGAAAUGAUAAUAAUAAUAAUAAUAAUAAUAAUGGUUUAUUGACAGAUCCACCAGGUGGCUCUUCCCUGUUAAAAUAUUAAAUUAAAUAAUAAUAAAAAAAAUCAAAUUAAGUUAUUUCACAAAUUACGCAAUAUGCAAUUAAAAGUAGAAGUAGGAUUAACAGAAUAGAAAUUACAGUAAAACUAACUAAUCACUCUGUACUCUAUUACAUAAAAAAUUCCUUGAAAGUCUUAAAAAGGUUCUAUAAUCUUUACAGUUUCUAAUAGAUUCUGGUAAAUUGUUAAAUAGCUUCGACGCGUUAUCUUAGAAAGUGCUGUUUUCGGUUAAUUGAAUUGCUUGAGUGCAGUUCCUUGCGGCAUUCCUGUUUUAUUAUUUUAAGAUAAUCUGGCCAAGUCUCAGUGUUGUGCAGAGCUUUAAAGCAUGAUUUCAGGAGGUUCAAAUCUCUUCUCUCAUUGAUUGGAAGCCAUCCGAUUUUAAGUACAUCCCGAAAGUUCUUGACAUAGUGACCGAGUACAAAACUUGCGGCACCAAAUUGAACUCGUCGCAAACGGCGAAGUAAGAAUUGUGGUAAAGGGUAAAAAACCAGAUCGGCGUAGUCUAGUUUUGACAAAAUCAAUGUUUCUACCAGUUGCUUUCUAAGCUCAUAUUUGGCAAGGUAUUUCAAUUUUCUCAGUAUCAAUAGAGUGACGUAGCAUCCAGAUACCGUGUGCUUGAUGUGAUCAUCCCACUUAAGAUGCUCAUUGAUGUGAACUCCAAGCAGUUUGCAAGAUUUAAUACGUUCUAGUUUAUAACCACUGACUACGAUGUUAGGAUCAUACUCGUCAGGGUGAUGUACUCUGGACAUUUGCGGGGUGGAUAGGAUCAUAACCUUGGUUUUGUCGAUGUUAAAGGCGAGGGUACUCUGCUUAGACCAGGCACUUAAUUUAUUAAUUGAUUUAGAGAUAGUGUUUCUACAGUUAUUUAGGUCAGAUAUUUUAGCAUGAUCGUAGGUUGUUGUAUCGUCCGCAUAUUGGAAGCUUUUGACAUUUACGUUCUCCUGAAGAUCAGCAACAUAAAUAUUGAAUAGCACCGGACCCAAGAUGGAGCCUUGCGGAACCCCAAAAUUCACGUUUUUAACCUCUGAGCACGUGUCAUCAAUCUGUAUAAAUUGUUUACGAUGCGUAAUAUAAUUGAGUGUCCAUAUCAGGAAGUCUCUAGGGAAACCUAGUUUACUCAUCUUGGUGAUAAGAUUUGUGAAACAGAUCGUAUCGAAUGCUUUGGAAAAGUCGGCUAAGAUCAUCAUAGUUACCUCCGAACGUUUCAUGGCUUUUACUAUGUCGUCUCGUAUAGCUUGAAGUAGAGUAGUAGUCGAUUGUCCCUUUCGAUAGGCAGAAAUGUUAUUGUUGAGAACAUUGUUCUUAUCAAUAAAAACAGACAGCUGACGGAAAAUCAGUCGUUCAUAAACCUUUGAAAGUACUGGUAAUAUUGAUAUAGGUCGUAAGUCCUUCUCGGAUUUUAUUUGGCUCCCUUUAAGAAUCGCGCAGAUGCGCGCGAGCUUCCAAGCAGAUAGAAAGUACAAGUUCUUGAUACAGGUGUUGAUGACAUCAGUAAGCGGAGACCCCAGAUAAUCUGCAACCAUUUUGAUCAUGUUUGCAGGGAUGUUAUCAAGACCAGUUGAACAGUCUGUUCGAAUGUUGCGUAACUCAUGAAUGACCUCUUUAAGAGUAACGGUCCUGAUUUGAAAACCAUUAUCAAAGUUUGCAGGGAGUGAUUGAAUCAAGUUUAUAAUUGAGGCGUAAUCAUCAACAUGGUGGGCGUUGAUGCCAAUGGUGCGUUCGGCCGUGGAUGCAAAGAAAUUGUUAAGCUUGUCCGGUUGCAUAGUUAUUCGCUGCGGGCUCGGGUGUAGGAUACGGUGAAUUUCUUUCCAAACUUCUUUUGGUUUCUUAGAUGACCACAUUCUUUCCAUGAAGUUUCUCUUGGUUGACUUAAUCAAUUCCUUAAGGCGAUUACGGGCCGCACGGAACUUUUCCCAAAUUUCUUUGUUGUUGUUACUCGUUCUUGCUGCAGAUCGUAGGCGGUCUCUUUUUUCCUUGAGUUCUGCAAUGGCUGGAUCUUUAAGCCACGGUGCAGGUGGUCGAGUGACCUUCGUUAAUUUUAAUGGUGCAUGCCUAUCGAUACAUUCCUUGAUCAAUGAACUUAAUAUUUCGAGCUUUUCAUCCGGAUCGGAGACUCCAAAGGAGGCUGCAAAUGGUAGUGUUUUAAAGUCUUCAAUAAAGGAAGAUUCAUCAAAGUUAGGUUAGGUUAGCAUUCUUUCCGAGCGAUGCAUUGUUCCUAAAAGAAGCUUGCUAUGUUUAUUUCUGCCUGGAAAUUCAAGCCACAGAUGUUCAAGGUCGAGUUCUUAAGCCUCGAUGUCACUUCUACGUUUAUAGGUCUUUGACCUAUAAACGUAGAAGUGUACUAUGACCUCCCGCCAUAUUAAUUUCAGCUUAGCAUUUCGAGACGUCUGUUUUUAGUAACGAAUCAAAAUGAUCCGGAACAACCAUAUGAUAAAGUAGUAGUUUAAUUUUGUGAAAAUAUAUAUGGAUCAUACAUAGCAACUAAGGCUUUAUCUAGACGCUGACAAGGAUAAGCUGCUCUCGUGACGGGUGGUGCUUUCAACUUGUACUGAGUAUAACUUUUCACUCACAAAAUAGAACAUAGGGUAAGUAUUUAGGAUUACGCUAAAUCACAAAGCAAACCGUUUGGAGAAUUAUCAGGAAUUUUGUAAACCAGCUCUUAGUCGAUGUGUAAUGAAGCAGCACCGUCUGCUCCCAGAUUUUGGAUAGAAUUGCAGAAGGCUUAUUUCAGAGUCCUUCAACUUGGAUUUGAAUGAUCAAAUGUGACCUGUUUUCAUUUCGUGAUUUAUGGGCACGUGUGAUGUUAUGAAAGAUAUAUAAUUGCACAUGCCUCAGGCAAUUAUGAUUUGAAAACUUUUCUAAACAUCACGAGUGACCACAACUCACGAAAUACACGAGCAGUUCAAGCGACUUUUAUUUGCCAUGUUCUCAUCAAAGUCAGUUUUCCACGCUUACUCUGUUUUGAUAAUUUUGCGCUGAAAUUGUGACCGAAAAACCAAGCUUGUUUUUUUUCGGUGGGGAUCCACAUGUUUGAUUUAUCUCUGGGAGCGUAAAUUGCUAGAGAAUGAAAUUCGGAAAUUCGUAUUGCACUCGAUAUCUUUUUAUUAACAAACAUUGACCGAUCGGGGUAUUUUGUUUAAAGUAUAAUAAUAGCGAAGGUAAAGCAGGUUACUUCAUAUUCUUAUUCCAAGAACAGUUUGGCAAUUUUGUUUACGUACAUUUUUUCCCUACGCUAAAAUUUCCUUAUUAUCAUAGUUUAUUUAUUAUUUAUCUUUUAAGUUAUUUUUUCAUUUAUCUCCUCAGGAGUGCUGUAAUAUUGUUGGGAUGUGUGGAAAGCUGCUACGCUGAUGUACGUGCUGAAGUUGCUUACUCAUUGGUUAAUUUUGUACGUUACAUUUUUCUAAAUUUUGAGAAAUUGUAGAUUUCACACUUUAAACGAUCUUUGGUUGUAGAUUCGUGAUGCAGCUGUGAUUAUUCUCCAAGAACACUUUUCGUGGCCUUUAAAGGUUUUAGAGAAUGAUUCCACUGGUAUAGCAUCGGCACACAUGCUGGUACAAAAGGCUGUGGUUCUCGCCAAAAGCCCAAAAGUUCAGGAUUGUGAGAAAGGAGCUGUUCUGUUCCAGUUAAUCCAUAGCAGGUAUUUAGUAAUAGUUUUCACAUUAUAAAGUUGGUCUCGGGAGCAUUCCUUGAGUCUGUAGACGACCUUCAAGCUGGAGCUGUACAAGGACCGAUCGUCGUUCCUCUGAGAUCGAACUUGCAAAAUAAACCUUACUUUUUUGCAUGUAACCUACAGGAACUGAAAUUUUGAAAAGCUCAGUUAAGAGCGAUAACAGCACCUUAUAACUUUCCACUGAUUUCUGAUGAUCAACAAUCAUGGGAUGAACUUACUUUGUCAUCGGAGUAAGGUUUUCGCUUCGAAUGAAGUAAAAAGUGCAGUAGUUAUGGAACUCUAGUGUUGCACGAGUCGGAAUAAUCUAACCAUGAAAUGAAGGGACUGUAUUCCUGUGUAUCUCCUGUAUUCUACGUCGAUCUCGUUGCAGGUUUUGUAACGGGGUGGAAUGUGAGGACAUCUUAACCUGUUUCAGUUGUUCAGUCAUUAAUCGAGGCGCGUUUGAAGUGCAAACUGAAAAAAGAAGGAAGUCGUGGAAAAAGUUGUGACCCUAACCAAACAUCCCUUCUUUUCCCAGUCUGCGCCAUGAUCGUGCCCUUUGGCCGACUGAUCGUCUUCGAAAGGGUUUAGAGACCCUGGGAACAAAGUUGGAAAAUGGGCCACAAUUUGUUCUGGUUUUUUCGGUCAGACAUUGAUGUAGAGGUUUCACAAGAACGGAAGCCAAUUUGUGUUGAUGAUUGAGAAAAGCUCGGGUUAUUUGGAAGUACCGGUGCCAAUUAUGUUAAGGAUAAAACAAUUUUUGAAAUGAAAGAGGGAUAGGCAUAGUCAAGGUUGAAGGCAACCUGUGGUCCAAACCUACAGAGGUACAUGCCUUCAGCCAGGAGCCCUCAGGUCCACAGGUUCGCACUUCUCUUUCCCGGGGCUGUUUCGGCGGAUGGCGGCAUAAAAGCCAUUCCCAGGUUUAAAGUAGUUAAUGAUGGUUGAGGAAAAAACUUUGGGAACUAUCACUUUUUCUACGCGACUGAUAGAUAACAACAAGCUUGCGUAGAUUUUUAUACAUACCGUAGUUUUAAUUUUUGCGCAUUUUCUCGAUUGAAUUGGUGAGAGAAAUCUAUAGAGCAUUCAGAAACCAUUUCACUAACAUCGUAAAAAGAACAUCUUCGUCUCCAAAAUAAAACGAAUCCAGUUUUUUUUCAAGAGCUUGAAGGUGAAUUGUAACUGGGCUAACCACCUCUGAGUUAGCCAAUCAAAAUUCGCGCACUUUUCACCUGCGUGGUAUGUACCAGUGUAUAGUACCAUAUUUAUUUUUCUUUCAGGUAUGUUUCAGUGUUAGGGUGGGAAUUCAGUUUUUCAACACAAGAAAUUAAAACUCCUACGUUGGGCAAGUUACCUAGCAGUGAGACGACCAUUCACAUGUUACAAGAAGUGUUGGCUGAACUUAAAGUGCAUUUUGAAGCUGCUCGAAAGAAUCUGAAACUUGCAUCGCAAGAUGAGCCAGGCCAUGGUAGGUUUAGUUUUCUAAAAAGUGCGUGAUAAAGCGCUAUGGUGAAAACCAAAAUUAUCAUCAUUCGUGUUUUUCGUCUCGUCACAAGCGUGGAACGUAGAAAAAAAUUCCGUAUCUCUAUGAGAAAUCGAACCCCUGAGCUGCUGAUCCGGUGGCCUGAUACUCUGACGCAGAGCCGCAUAUAACACUAUGGUGAGUUGGGCCAUUAGAAUAAGAAAGGUAAUAAAUCCUGACCUCGAUAUUGGGAUUAAAACAGUUUCUUCCCCUCGUCAUGAGUGUUGGUCAAAUAUAACAGAAAUAAAUUUCCGUUAGAAAUCCUUUAAAUGUUUUAAUGUUUGAUCAAAUAAAGUUUUGUUGAUUCCUUGACAAUUACCCUAAGCGAAAGAAACCUCUUUGAUCAACAAAUAUUUCUAAUUUUAGUCAAAAUAUUCUUAUUGUUGCAGGUAUUUCUCUAGCUUUGGCACAUUGCAUUCAAGAAUUAAGCUUAGGUGUUAUCAGUAAAGAUAAUCAGAUUGAGCUUCAGACUGUCAUACAACACACCGUUGAUAUUGCUACUAACAUCAUAAUCUACAUGUUGGACUUGCUUUCUGGAGGCCACAAUACUGAUACAAGUACGACACCUCUGUAGCGCAUUGUUAGUUGCAAUUUAAAUUUUGUGAGUCCUAAAUGGAUGUCAGAGACAUUAUUAUUAUUAUUAAUCAUUAUUAUUAUUAUUAUUAUUGUUAUUACUAUUAUCUACAGUAGAGACACAUUGUGAGGGUAACAUGAAAAUUACCAAAAAUCAAAAUAUGGUAUUUUUUUGAAAAUAGAUCUUUUACCAGAAGUUUAUGAUUAUAGCUUACAAAAGAGAGAAUACAGACGGGUAGGACAAACGACGGAGCAGGUCGAAAACUAGUUUUUAUCAAUGCCAAUCACUCGUCACUAGAUCUUUUCAUUUUAACCGUGCGAUUCUUACCACCUAUCACUCCUCGUCGAGAUUUUCCUUUAUAUUGCAAACUUGGGGCCGGAAUGCUUUCGAAGUAACCUUUAUUUCUUGUGCUCCAAUUUUGGUGUUCAUUUGUUUAUUGGACAUUUUGCUACCUGAAAUGUUUUUUUGUUCAUCCGUCAGUUGGUGGAGCGUCGUUUGCCGAUAUCGGCGAAGCCUUGGAUGAAAUAGUCUCUUUGUCAAUGACUCACGAUGACGAGGGAAUAAAAGAAAUAUUUCCUGUUCACACCCACAAAGAUAUGGUGAUUUCUUGUUGCUGGCUUAAUAUUAAGGUAUUUCAUUCACUUAUACGACUCUGUUGUGUUUAACGUAUUAACAUAUGCUUGUAUGGUGUUCAAGAUUUUCCCUUUUUCACUUUAUGGAUUGAUAUCAAUGCGAUUCAUACCCGUUCUUAAUGAGGCAUCUUCGAAGAAUCACUAAACUUUUACAGGAGAUAGCACGUUCAUCCCAGUCUCAUUUGUUUCAACAGUGUGCAUGUCAUUUGCUAGCAGUCAUAUUUGAAAAGACUACCACCCAACUCAAGCAUUUACCAGCAAUUCAGUUACUUCGCGAAGAAACUUUGAGGAAAGUCGCCGAGACAAUUUGGAAAGUUAUCAUGCAGUGUAGGCACCAGGUAUGUUUACUAUUAUUCCGCUAGCCCUUUAAGUCCUCUUUCGGUUUUGACUAUAAUCCAUCGUCAUCUGUUGUGGUGUCGCAAGUUCCAUCUCUACUAUAUUUCUGUGAAAUUCAGAGACCAGUUCACACCCGUAGUAUUUUGAUUAUUUCAUUGUGCACAGAAGAAGCAAUUUACCCACGAUGUAACCAAGCUAUCAGCAAUGACGCCCGCAAGUGUUAAGUUUGCGUGCUUCCCCUGAUUUUGAUUGGCUUAUGAUUUUUAGAGUUCCACAAAGACAAAAUGGCGGCAAACAAUGAGCUGAACGUGUUACACGAAUUUGAUAAUAUAUGCACCGUUCUCGCACAGUCACCUUAUUCCUUAAUGUUUCCACGAAGGCUCGCUUAUCCUUACCGUUUUGUUCUUAUAGGGUGUUGUUCAGCACUGUAGGAGCAGUUUUUUGAAGAUUUGCCGGUGUUUAUUUCAAUCAUCACUACCAUGUCUUCACUCUGUACCAAGGAAGUGGCUGGAUGACAUGUUGAACACAGUGUCUUUAUCAAGCUCUCAAACCUCUAUCACCAGACGCAGGUAACCGAAACCUAUCAGCCACUGAUUUGCAACGAACCCACGUAUUAAAAAGGCUUGGUUUUCAUUACAAUGUUAGCACCAGCAUAAGUAUAUUGGCUAGACGUGCACAGACGAUCGUAAGCACGUGCGCAUGCACAGUUAGAUAAUGUAUCCUUAUUUUUAUGCAUGUGCUUAUAGCAGCGCGAUCUUACUGGACAUAAGCACGAGCAUAAAAUGUUUGUUCUGCUUGUACUAACGCCUGCGUUCGGCUCGUCCUGGGUUCUGUUUUUGCUUUUUGAAUACUUCAUUUUUUUUUUGCUUGAUUAUCAAACAAAAAUGUAAAUUGAUCUUUCAGUGCAGGACUACCUGUGCUGUUUUCCAGUAUUUUGGCAUGUGCACCAAGUUCAAGUCAAAGAUUGCUGUUGAAGCAGUGCAUGAAGUGUCUACUGGACAUUGUAUCGCUACCUAUUCCUGAUGUCACAGACCAACACCUCGACCUGCCACAGGUAUUGAGGGGAAAUUUGUUUAAUUCAAGCAAGGAGAAAUUGACAGAACUGCACUGUAUAUUUCGGUAACAACUUUGAUAUUAAUUAAUGUUGCCUUUGAAAAGCUUCAACCCCACAAAUAAAACUAAAUACUCUGACUCUCUCUGCUGUGGCAUUCAGGUUAAUUUCUAUGCUUUAAGUAUCAUCAUCAUCAUAAUUGCUUUUUAUAGCAUUAGUAUAAGUAUUUUUAUUAUUAUCGUUAUCUACAUUAUUAUCAUAAAUACGAUCAUUUUUAUCUUAAGUAUUAUUAUUAUUAUUAUCAUCAUUGUCGUUGUUACUAUUUUCAUUCAAUAAUAUCGUUAUUAAGAAUGGUGACGACCAGAUAUAUCUCAGUCAUAAGUUUUGCUUCACAUCCUGACCUCCGGAUACCUCCCAGCCUUCAAAUGUAUUUUUAUGCAUAAACUGGAAUCAGCGUUGAUUUCUCAACAAUUUUUUGCAAUCGAUGAUGGUAGGUACAUGCAAUCAACAUUUUGAAGCUACUUUACCAAGAUACGUCUCUUGGUUGUGAAAUUCUGCAGUACGCCUCACAGGGAACGAUAAUGGCCAUAGGUGGAUUUGCAUCUUCAUCAUGGGCGGUUAGGAAUGCUUCCAUGCAACUGUUCGGUGAGAGACCUCUAUAGUUGAGCAUUUUAACUUGUGUUUCUUUUCAGAUCUCACAUCCGUUUUAUGCCUUCUUGUGGAUGAAGCAAUAGUAGCCCUAAGCAUAUAAAUGAAAUUCGAUUUUCUUAAUUAGUCAAAUACAUUUGUCCUAUGGUUACCUUUCCAGUGCCCCUUCCAUCGAACGAACUUUUCCAUCGUGGUCAGAUGGGGACAGUUUGAAAAGGCACUGAGCUUCUUAUAAAUUUUAAUCGAACAAUUUUAUUUAUUCGCUCAAACCUCAUCCUGAUUUUACUUCAAUCAGCUGAAGCAAAAAGUUUAGGUUCAAUGAAAAGAACCCAGCCCAGACCACCCCGGCGAUGGUCACCGUAUAUUUAUAGAUGGCAUAUUUUUCUAUCGUUCUAGGUUCCUUAGUAAAGCGAAUGCUUGGUCAGCGACGUACUGCAGAUGACGACACUGAAAUGAACACGAUGAGCUCGUCGGACUUUUUCAACAGCUACCCUGCUCUACGCAAAUUCUUCCUUUCUCAUUUGCAAAAUACACCGCGGUCAGCUUACAGUUCCUCUGCGCAGUUUUUUAAUCUGUCCAAACCAGAACUGUUUCCCAUUUUGACACUUCUGUCAAAGCUUUAUUCGUACUCUAAAUUUAACGAAAGGUGAGACAAUCGUCGAGUUUUCAUUGUGACUUAAAUGCUCUGGAAUUUAAGUAUGACUGAGGCAAUUAAACGUCCUUUUAAAAUGUGUGUCCGAGGCUUUCAAACUUAUGUGAGAAUAGGUGGUCGCCGAAGGAAUAAUCUGGUUGAGUGUAUUCGCAGUUAAUCAAAAUAGUACCCCUGGGUUGGCUUGCAGAGCAAGCGUAAUUUUAAGGGUUUUUUUUUUUUGGGGUUAAAAAUACUUCUUGACGUAAAUUUUCUUUGUAAAGCAAUUUUCAAUUGAAUUUCGAAAGUAAUCAGGGGUUGAAUUGGAUUUACUUUACUUUGCCAUCUGAUUGCCUCAGAAAAAUCAUCCCCACCCAAAUGCACAACCGAAACCAAUCGUGACUUGGUCAUUCGCGUACUCCUGCGCUUCAGACAGUUUUGGUUGUUUGAAUUCUCAUUGGCUCCUUGCUCUAUUUCCUUUGUUCAAAUUAGCCGUUGUAAUAACCUUACGAAACUCAACUUACAGUGGUUGGUUGGUUCUAUAUAUUCUCCCAUAAAGAAAUGUGUUUAAGGCGAAUCCAGGUAGAUGUGCGUCACCAUCCACUUGAGCCAUGUAUCAAUUUUUUUUUCUGGUUUAUCAGUUCAGCGAGCCUUUUGCCGGAGUUUGUUCCUCACCUGAUGUCGUUGACUUCAAGCCCAUCGCACACAGAACGUGUUAUUGCAGCAAAGGCUCUAGUUCCGUUUAUUCCCCGUGAAAACCUGUUGAACAGGGUAGAGGAACUGGUCAGGCUUCUUCCAAGUCCAGAGUCGACUCAGGGUUUUUCGCAGAAUGUUCUUCAUGGGAUUUUACUCCAAAUUGGCGCCCUUCUUGAGGUUAUUCCAUGCUCUGCAUUUGCAGAAAGGGCAAGUGGUCUUUUCAAGGAAAUGUUGAAAAAGUCGUGGAUAUGUUCCUUCAGAAAUCAUUGUCCCUUAACGCGAGCUGCCUUCCUCAAUAUUGUGAUGAAAUAUUUUUCUUCCUUCCUUAAAGACACCGAACGAGGUAAAUGGCGUCGUUUGUAUGCCUUGUUGAUUUGAAAUCAUUGUCCCUUAACGCGAGCUGCCUUCCUCAAUAUUGUGAUGAAAUAUUUUUUUUCCUUCAUUAAAGACACCGAACAAGGUAAAUGGUGUCGUUUGUAUGCCAUGUUGAUUUGAUUACACAGUAAUAAGUACCAGGCAAGCUCAACAAGCCUGAUUAUCUUUUUCCAGACGUUAAUUUACUGAAAUCAGUGGCUUUGGAGAGUUUAAGAGAACCUACCGCUGAGGUUGUUCAUCCAUUGCUUUGUGAGGCACAAUGGCAACGUGAAGUAGUCAGGGCGUGUAUCCAUUUUGAGUUUUAUUACCCUCGGUCAGAAGGUAAGAGGAAAAAAGUUUUGCAUCUUUGGCCUUAUAAUAAGAACAGUUUAGUUAAAAGGCGUGUUGGGCUGCCACUUCUUUCCUCAUAUUUCCGUAUUCUGUCGUGCAUGUCAAAACACCCAUAGGGUGAUACAGUUGUGCUACCAUACUGACAUUGAAAUGCUGUAGCCGAAUUUUAGAGCAUGAUUCUCAGGAAAGUGUGGAAUAUAGGACCCAUUUUAGAGAAACACCUCUGUAAUGAUGUCGUCAGAAAAUAAUUUGUCAUGAAAUGCCUUAAUGAUGUUAUGCACCAUUCACGUUCUAGUCAAGUUAAUGAUAAAAUCCCAAACACUUUUGUGUUUUUCUUUUGUCUUUGUCUCAAAGAACGAAAAAGUCAACUAUCCCAACUCAUUUUGUCAACAAACAAAGAACGGAGAUUUGCUGCUUUGGAGUAUUUACUCAACGAGUCAUACAAAAUUUCAGACUCAGUCCUUAGCGAUCUUGUAACUCUUUUAAUCCACGAAACGGACCAUUUCUGUCUGGUGUCAGCUCUGGAUCUCUUUGUGAAAGUUUGUGCCCAGUCCGAUGUGUCCUCUCCGACCUACGCUAACGUAAAAGAACUUUGGAACAAGCUGACUUCACUAGCUAAGAAGUCAAGAGGGGUAACUUUGGCUGGUAAAGCAAUUCCUGCAUGCAGUCUGAUUCUCAGGCAAACCAUUAACAUGAGUGUCUUACCAACCAAUUCAUUGGAGUUACGCGGAAUGUUAAAGCAGUGGCGUGAGUUGAUUCAAACAAACUGCGACUGGGAGCAAGAGGAACUAUUAAGACAGGGCACAGUCCAGUCUCUGAAGCUAUGCGGUGUUGCAAUAUUGAGCUUUGUGCUGACAUGUAAAGGAGAAGCUGGCCUGCUCAAAUAUUUGUAUGUAAUUGAGACAGCCACAAGGUAAGGCCUUUUAUUAUUUUCAGUUUAUUUUGUUUCAUUUUAAUAUUGUGUUGGUUUCUCUUACAACAUAAAGGAAAGUGGAUAUUUGUGCCUUUUCAGUGUGCUUAGUUCAACUCUGUGUUUGCUACAAGACGAAGACGAGGAAAUAAGAUUCAAUGCAGCUGAGUUUGUUGCCAUGAUUGCUGAGCCUACGAAGAGCUUAACGUGCUCAGCGGCUAUGGAACGUGUCUUUCAGUUUAUGGCGGACCAUGUUUGGUCCAUUCCCGGAUGUUGGAUGAUUAUGGAAACCAUGAUAAGGGGAUCAAAGUCCACUGCAGAAGUAUUAAAAGAUUACUUGGGAGCGAGGUACGAUAACUUGAACAUUUUCAAUAUUUAUUACAUCUAUUUUUAAAUCACUGUUGAUCCUUGCCAUCUGUAUGGCUCUAAUCCGUGCGGAUUUAUUCACGAAUGGCAUUAUUUUUUCCCUUAAUAAUACACAUGCAAAAUUUAGCAUGCUCAUUGGCUGAGAACACGUCAAUUAAUCCAAACAGGGUAGAAAGUUGAAAUUCAGUGCAGAAAGUUGAAAUUAACUUGAUUGACAGGUAAGUCGCGAAAGCACAACAAAGCCGUCGACCGAUACACAACAGAGAAAGAAUUAAAAAGUUCAAUCAUUCUCUAGAGAGGCUUUAAAAUUUUGAUGCCUGACUACUCCGGCAAAAACUGAGGAAAAGGCAAGUAAUUGAGCUGGUGAGCCAUAACACGAAAUAAAGGCAUCUAAAAAAGGGAAAAACAGAAUGAUAUUUUGCUUGUAUAUCGUUAAUUAGUAAUCACAUGAUUUUUCUCGUACAAUUUGGAUUAAAUUAGCACUCGUAACUUUUUAAAAGACUACAAUGGCGCUUUUUAAUUGAAAAAUUGACUCGUACUGACAUAUAUUGCGGUCGAAAUCAUGUGAUUAUCUAUACAAAUCGCAUCUUUUUCUCAACGAACGAGAAAGCAAAACUAGCUUAAACAACCAAUCAGAUUUCAAGGCUUGUUUAGAUUGACUAAUUAAAUUUCAGGAAAAUAAAAGCCCAAAAUGCCAUCGUGUGGCCUAAUCUUCACAAUUCAGACAUUCAACUACGUCAUCCAUAUACUAUGAUGAAAAUCGAAUGGGAUCAUUGUCGAGUUUUAAGUAAUUUUUGAAAGGGGCGAUUGUGAAAGGCAGGAAUAAAACAAAUAAAUACUUUUGUUCACUGUGGAUGUUUACUAUUCUUUUAAACACUUUACAACUUUUAAAACGUGGAGAAUGGGGAGGGGGGAGGGGCGGCGGCUACAUUAGCGGCUUGUGUCCUGUCUUAAAGCAGAAAGUACUACAGGAGCUAAAAAGUUUCGGUAACUUAAGCUGGAUUCCCUUUUAGUAUGAAUCAAGCAUAGAUCGACGUGCACUAGCCUAUGAAGGGAUUUAUGGAAAAAGUGUGACUACUUAUGCGAAUCUUUCAUCAGUUUAAGGAAAAACUGUGAUGCUCUCUAGAGAAUUCCUAGAAAUUGUAAUUUCAAUGUACUAGGUAUAUCUGUAAAUAACCUGCUUUUGAUCGCUAUCUGUAGACUAAUGCUGUUUGAGCAGGAGGACGCUAAUUUAUACGCAGAGCCAGUGAUUUUGGCAACAAUGGUGGUCAAAUACUUCAAGGUAAAGAAAAUAUGUAAACACAGUCAUCUUCCAAAUAAAUGCCCUCUAAUUUUUUUUUAUUUUUAUAAACCUUACACUUUUUAUCCAUUACAAUUCUGCGUAUUAGUGCGAUCGCAAGCCGUUUGAGAGUACAUACAGAUAUUCUUUCGUAGUUUAAACCUCCUUCAACUCUUUUAGUUAGGUGCAUUUCUUGUUCACAGCUUCAAAGUAAUCAGCUAACUAAAUAAUAUACAAUUUGUGAUUGGUAUUUGAUCUAUUCGAGUAUUGACCCACAAAUAACUUCGUACAAAAAUCUUCCUUCGACCAUAUGUUAACGAGUGCAUAUUAUUCCGGAUUUAGGGAAUGUCAGCGCUGAAACGAAGUAGUUUCCAACCGCGAAUAACAAGGUCUUUGCAAAUCAUUUCCUGGUUAUUUUUUUUCAGCGUGUAAUCAAUAAGUUGCUUGGAACAAGAGAGAUCGAUUCAAAUGAAUAUUUCCACAACUGGUUUAUUGCGGGGUGUAACCAACUCACCAAAGACCUUCAGGAACUGAAAGAUUCAGGUUUGUCAAUACUCCUACUUCCCACUUAUACACUCAGGUCAAAGACGGUAGUUUUCAUUGAAUUUCGAUGAGACCUCUUUCAACCUCGUUACCUCUUCGAAUGUUUUGUGUAAUCAUGAAAUGAUUUCCGUUGUAUUUUUUGUUGCCGGCCUCCUUCUUGGACCGUCUUUGAAUUUCCUCGUCGACUUUGAUUGACUGACUUCCAAAGGUUUGUAACUAUGCUAGUGUUUGGUCUUUUCACACUCGUCAUUUUCCCUUAUGGAAUCAGGUUCCUACCGGAAAGUAUCCUGUAAUUCUCAGUUUCUUCUCGCUUGUGGCGUUGCAAAACUGUGCACUUUCGCGGUGUUUGUAAUUUUCACAAAGGUUAAGCAAAAUUUUAUUGUUUUUCUAAAUUUCAUCGUUUCUUUCGUACGUCUUUAGACAUGUCUCCAUAUUUUAUCAAAAUUCAUCCCAUUUAAGUCUAUCCAAUCUUGGUCCUCUAGCAUGUCGCUCGAUCCUGAUGACUUGAUUUUAAACAGGAAACAAUAUUGUUGUACAUGUAUAAUGGCUAAGAAAGACAUAACCUCAAGAAGAAAUUCAGAUGUUAUUGUACGUCAAUAGGUUCUUUGUGGCUAAUUGGCAGGCUCGUCGCGAUAUGAUAUGUUAUUCCUCGCUACUUGUUUGCCUCAUUGAAUGCUUCGGAGAUUAUCUCUUGUAUUAUCUACCUUUAAUAGAGUAUAUUAGACUUUUGGUAAAUCCUACACUUCCUUUCUUUCUCUCUUCACGUCGAUGUAAACUGCAUAUGGCUUUGGAAGACCUUUUUGUGUCCUGUCGCAAGCUUGAUGCUAGUGCUAGGAAAAAAAGUCUUGGUCGCACGAGGAAACGAACCUCAGACCUCCAGAUUCCUCCGAUGCUCGACUUCUAAACUACAAAAAAGUCUAAUAACCCAUUCACACCAAAGCUUAAAUAUGUUUUCAGGCGAUUUCGUUAACCACGGUUGAAAAUGGUUUUCUUCAUAGGGGUUUUUUUGAGAUAAUUAAAUAUAGAGAAAGGUGGGGAUAUUUAUUCUUUGUCUUUCAGUGGCGAUAAGGCGGAAAACAUCUUUCUCUGUUUUUUUUACCACUUUCAAAUUUCUAAAACGAAGUUAGUAGCGGAUUCGACGAAAUAAGACCGAUGUUGCACCACAUUACUUCAUUGGUCAAACGAGACUGAGCAUGCUUCAGGAACUAUUUAAUUAAUACCCGGGAACCCAGACGUUUAUAUGAAAUUGUAACACUGACUACGUAAAGAGAUCCUAAGAAAAAACCUGACUUUCCGAAAAUUUUCCUCAAAUGUGCUAAAACCCGGAAACAGAGGGCGCCCAUAUGCUUCGUAGCGAGCCAUUUACUUGUGGCCAGUCUCGCUUCUCUUCAGUUCUUAUCUUAGCGAUCUGUUCUAAAUAGUAGGAGCUACUCUAAAAGGCACCAUUGCUUUCAAAACAAAAAAAGGAUGAGCUCUAGUUGUUAGCGAAUCACGCUAUGUGGGUUGUGCUUGUGUAGUCAGGCUACUAAAUUAUUUUUUCAACAUGGCGGCGUCCAAAGUUUAAACGGUAGUUUUAUUGUUUGGAUUGUUUGUUUGGUAAUGUUAUUGUUUGGAUCAUUGUUUGGAUUUGGACGAUGCCGUAAGUGGUGAAUUCAAACUUUGUUUUGGUAGGGACUUUAAUUGUUUCUAUAGCAUGCCUAUCCUAUGACGAACUUCUGUUUCAUCAAGUAUCAAUUAUUUUACUCCUAGGUAUAAAGGAAUGUGGCUCGCUCUCUAAUCCCAAACCUUUUAUAGUACGAUUUCGUAUGAUGUGCAUGGCUGAAGUGCUUUGGUUUGCUGUGAACAAUGGUCUGAGGAGUGAGUGCUGCCUGUCUGUAAUUAACGCUGUCGACGAACCUUUGGUGAAUAUGUUAGAGGAGAUAAUCCAGGUAACCUUAAGAAGUGAUCAAAAUAGUAGGGUGAAGGGAAUUACAACUGAAUGCUUAAUUUAAACGUUGAGUGAGGUGUGCAUCUCGCCAGAAUGGAACUUCCGCGUUUAAUUGUGUUUCCGUGGUGAUGUCUCCUUCAUGUCAUUCCCUUGAGAACACACCAGGGCCAGACCUAGCCAGACUGUCUGAGAGUUAAACAGUCCCGAAAGAUUUUAAAAUCAUUAACCAAUCUACGCCAAUCGUGAUACAUAUUUUAAUUUUAAUUUUUUAGUAUUUCAACUAAACUACCUUUCCACUCUCAGGACUAGAGUAAUUGUAUAAAGCAGAUCUGUCUUUACUUCUGUAAAUUUAUACAAAAUUACUUGGAAUGCACAUCAAAAUAAGACUCAUUCCGUGCCCUGUACACAUCUUAUAUACAAUUAUUGGCACGCAAUAUGAGGUCGCAUAUUUGUCCUUGGACAUUGUUUGUUUCGAGAGUUGAAUAGUUUUCCUAGAGCUUCGCUUUCCGGAAGCUGUUCACUUCCCGGAACUGAUAAUGUCCAAGGGAAAAAAUACGGGCGUCUUUUCGCGUCAAAUGGAGGCUUCUGUGUUAAGUGUUCUCUGGUGCGACUUAAAUAUAUUCCUUCUUCUUUAACAACAGCAAAAAACUCUGUUAUUUUGAAUUACAUUUCAAAUAAGACUUUAAAUCAUAUUGGACGUAAAAUUUGUCAAUUCGGGAAUAUCACACAAUAUUUUUGUUUUUAUGACUGCUUUUGUUUUGUUAGGUGAAGGAUGCGGUUCACCCAUGGCUCACAAAAUGUGCCAGCGACUUGUUAAUAAUUGUACGAAAACCAAUGGAUAGUGACUUGUCAUAGUAAAUCUUAUGUUACGGAACCGUUUUCAUCCCAUCGUUACUUUUCCUAACUUGAAUUUUGGCUCGUAGUAAAUCGUCGUUUUACCUGAUAGCACUGUGUCCUCUGUUUCUAUCUACAAUACAAGUACGAGGCUUGGUGUGGAGUAGCGUUGCCCGAUCACAUUUCUUUCCAGUUACUGGCUGAUCAGAUUUUUCGCAUUAAGAUCAAGAAAGUAAAUCCAGGCGAUUCAAUCCUUUAAUGAUCUCCGAAGAUCAAUUUCACUGAGUAAUUUGGUUGUGACUGGCUCGAAUGAGGGAAAAGUAAAGGAGCGUAGAGCAACGACGUCUAUGGGAACUACUGCUUGGUAGAACAAUUAUUCAGAAUCCUAAUUUGUUUUGUAAUUUCAUCUCGUGUAUGAUUUCGAUUUGUUAUAUCUUCUCAAAGGGAUACAAACACGAGAGCCCGUAACCAUGUCACCGCAUCACUGUUUUUGGCGUUCUGUAGUUAGAGGAUAUUGAACAUUCCGGAUACAGUAGCAAAUGGUAAUCCUUACUAGUGGUAUUUAGAAGAUACAAAACGCUGCACUGUAUAUGACUCUCAUCUACUUAAAGAACUGGUGUUGUAAAAAAAAUAAAUAAGAAGGGUCAUUUUGAUGCGUAAAUCUAGAAGGGAUUUGCAAUUACUUGAUUAGAACUCUGGAUUGCCUUUAUCCAUUAAAAAGAAAAAAUUAAAAGUGCCU